Saccharomyces paradoxus is the source of this 1659-nucleotide messenger RNA. It is a transcript of the gene PHO2, whose product is annotated as Pho2p. Bases 1 to 1659 code for a protein of 552 amino acids. Gene Ontology annotation, molecular function: DNA-binding transcription factor activity, RNA polymerase II-specific; RNA polymerase II cis-regulatory region sequence-specific DNA binding. The transcript has a single exon. The record is from RefSeq and is a predicted model, not a curated record. Gene Ontology annotation, biological process: cell differentiation; regulation of transcription by RNA polymerase II. Lineage: Eukaryota; Fungi; Ascomycota; Saccharomycetes; Saccharomycetales; Saccharomycetaceae.
AUGAUGGAGGAAUUCACAUACGAUCACGAUUUUAACACGCAUUUUGCUACAGAUUUGGAUUAUUUGCAACAUGACCAACAACAACAACAUAAUCAGCAACAGCAGCAACAACAGCAACAACCGAUUCAAAUGCAAAAUCAGGAGCACGACCACGACCAGCAUACUAAUGACAUGAGUGCUUCAUCCAAUGCAUCAGAUAGUGGACCUCAGAGGCCUAAGAGGACUCGCGCAAAGGGUGAAGCACUAGAUGUCCUAAAACGCAAAUUUGAAAUAAAUCCAACGCCUUCUUUAGUGGAGAGAAAGAAAAUAUCAGAUCUGAUAGGAAUGCCUGAAAAAAAUGUUAGAAUUUGGUUUCAGAACAGAAGAGCUAAAUUGCGGAAAAAGCAGCAUGGGAGUAAUAAGGACCCGAACUCCUCGUCACAAUCCCGUGAUAUUGCCAACGAUUACGAUCGUGGAACUACAGACAACAACUUCGUCACCACAACAAGUACUUCCUCCAUCUUUCACGAUGAAGAUCUGACUUUUUUUGACCGUAUCCCGCUGAACUGUAACAACAACUACUAUUUUUUUGACAUUUGCUCCAUCACUGUGGGAAGUUGGAAUAGGAUGAAAAGCGGCGCAUUGCAAAGAAGGAACUUCCAGUCUAUAAAGGAUUUGAGAAACUUGUCUCCAAUAAAGAUUAAUAACAUAAUGUCGAAUGCUACAGACUUGAUGGUUUUGAUAUCCAAGAAGAAUUCAGAAAUUAACUAUUUUUUUAGCGCCAUGGCAAAUAAUACUAAGAUUCUCUUCAGGAUCUUCUUCCCACUAAGUUCAGUUACCAAUUGCUCUCUGACUUUAGAGACUGACGACGAUAUAAUAAAUAGUAACAGUACAAGCGAUAAUAACAAUAGUAAUGCUAAUAAUGAUGAUGAUAACGAUGAUAACAGUAAUGAAGACAAUGAUAAUGGUAGUGACGAUAAGAGGAAUUCCAAAGACAACUUUGGGGAAUUGAAGCUAACAGUGACCAGAUCACCUACCUUUGCUGUUUACUUUCUAAAUAAUGCUCCUGAUGAAGAUCCAAAUCUGAACAAUCAGUGGUCCAUAUGUGAUGAUUUCUCGGAAGGCAGACAGGUAAACGAUGCCUUUGUUGGUGGUUCGAAUAUUCCUCACACUUUAAAAGGUCUACAGAAGUCUCUAAGGUUCAUGAAUUCUCUAAUUUUAGAUUAUAAAUCAUCGAAUGAAAUAUUACCUGCGAUCAAUACUGCAAUUCCGACUGCCGCAGUUCCACAACAGAAUAUUGCUCCUCCGUUUCUGAAUACAAACUCAAGUGCAACGGACUCAAAUCCGAAUACAAAUUUAGAAGAUUCUCUCUUCUUCGAUCAUGAUCUGUUAUCCAGUUCGAUAACUAAUGCCAACAACGGUCCAAGCUCUAUUAAUGGACAUCAUGGUAGCAAGGAUGAUACGCUCAACUUAUUGGAUACUACUGUUAACAGUAAUAACAGUCAUAAUGCUAACAAUGAGGAGAAUCGUCUAGCUCAAGAACGUCUAUCCAACGAUGCUGAUAUUGUUGCAAAUCCAAAUGACCAUUUGUUGUCUUUACCAACCGAUGGUGAACUUCCAAAUACUCCGGAUUUUUUGAAGAACACCAACGAACUAACUGACGAGCAUAGAUGGAUAUGA